UUGAUAAACGAUUGUGAUAACAUUAAUUAACGUCUCUAGUUAAUUAUCGUCUAUGUUAAAAUAGGCGGAAAUUAAGUUACGAAAGAGCGGAAAAUAAAGAUGAAGAGUAGAUUCUAAUUAGCUGUAAAUACAACUUUCUCUCGCUCUCUCUCAUAACCAGAAAAUUACCUUUCAUUUUUUUAUCUCAUUUUCUACUCUUUUUUUGUAUUGUUUUUUUUUCUUUCUCAUUUUGACAUAUUGUUCAGUUACUUUUCCCCACUUCCACUAAUCAAAUAACUGGAAACAAACUUGGAUUGUUAAUCAACAACAACAAUUUUCCUGUGACCCUUUGUUUACGUCUACAAACUAAUUUGUUGAGCGUAAAAGAAAUUAGCUGAUUUUUUAUUCAAUAAUUGGAACAAGGUCUUUACUUUGUUACUUGUGUUCGUAUUUGGUUUUCGUUUUCACUUUUCUUUCUUACAUGUUCACCUGUUCUAUAUAUUAAUAUAUUAAUUUCGAAUUAAUUUAAACGCCUGUGUUACGUGUCUAUUUGUAUAAUUAUGGAAAUCGAAUCUACAUCAUUAAUCCAUCGAGAUGGAGCUAAAAUACCUCGCUACUGGUGGGCUGCUAUUGGUACUUAUAUGGGAUCGAUGGGAAUUGGAACUGCGAUCGCUUAUUCGUCGACAGCAUUACCUGGAAUGAAACAACCUUCUAGUCAAUUACUUCUCACAUCGACUUCUCUCCAAUCCUGGUUUGCCUCUAUUCUUGCUUUAUCCGCUCUUUUUGGUGGGAUAUUUGCUGGUCAAAGUAUCGAGAAAUUUGGCCGACGUUUAACAUUAAUGUUAAUCAGUGUUCCCUUUAUUGCUGGUUGGCUUUUAAUUGCUUAUUCUACUCGAGUUGAUGUUUUGUUAGCUGGUCGAGUAUUAACUGGAUUCGCCUCUGGUUGUUGUACUUUAGCUUGUAACAUUUAUAUAAGUGAAAUUGUACCAACAUCUCGUCGAGGUUUAAUUGGAUCUGGUUUUCAACUUUUCGUCGCCGUUGGUAUUGUAAUUAGUUAUAUUGUUGGUAAUUAUGUUAGCUGGCCUUGGCACGCGGUAAUUGCGACAAUUUAUCCAUUAGGUAUGCUCGCUAUUAUUGGUGCUCUUCACGAAACACCAACCUGGCUUUCAAAUAAUGGACGUCACGAUGCUGCUAUCGCUUCAUAUGUAUUUUUCCGUUCAACUCAUCCCGAAUCUGCUCCAAUCAUAAUGAAAGACGAAUCGACACAAUCAGAUGGUUGUUUAAACACAUUCUCCAGUUAUAAAAAUCCAUCAAUUUACAAACCUUUUCUCCUUUGUAUGUUUCUCAUGUUUGCCCAACAAUUUUCGGGUAUUAACGCUGUCACUUUCUAUACUGUGGACAUUUUUCACUCCUCUGGAUCAACUAUCGACGACAAUUUAGCAACCAUACUAAUUGGAUUAAUUCAAACAGUUGCCACACUUAUUGGUUGUAUUUUGACUGAUCGAUUGGGUCGACGGAUUUUACUUUUCAUUUCCGGUAUCAUCAUGGGUCUGGCCUUGUUCAUCUUAACCCUUUACUAUUAUUUGUCAUCAUCUCAAGGUACUUCUUUCAGUCAAUCGUUUGGUUGGAUGCCACUGGUCGCUCUUGCCAUUUAUACCUCCGCCUUUGCUCUGGGCUAUGGGCCACUUCCUUGGUUACUAAUGAGCGAAUUGCUCCCCAAUCAAGUCAAAGGGUCGGCCUCGGGGAUCGCUACCGCUUUCAACUGGUUCUGUUGUUUCAUUGUGGCCAAAGAGUUUGUCCCAUUCGAAGAUCUAGUCGGCAAAGCGGGUACUUUCGGUACAUUCGGUGCAAUAUGUAUAUUUAGUGCUUUUAUUCUUGGAUGGAAAUUACCGGAAACAAAAGGAAAAUCACUUGAGGAAAUUCAAAGAAUUUUUUCCUCGUCAUAUGAGCCAAAGAUCUAGAACAAAAAUAGAUCACAAUUAACUUUCCUUUCCAUUUUUACAUCUUCACAAUUAUGUAAAAUCAACAAUAUGACCAAUCAAAUUAUUUGUUACUCAUUCGGCAACCGAAAAGUGAAAAAAUAUUGAUGAAAACUGUUAAUUCUUGAUUGUUUAUUAACAAUUUAACGAAUUCAGUUUAAAAAUCUCAUCGAUAACUACAAAAUGCUUAAUUUCCUCUCGUGAUUAUUGUUAAUAUUCAUCUGAAUCAAAUUAAUUCCUAUCACACUCUCCAUGAAAUACUCAUCAACGAGAUUUACUCAAUAUCAAGUUUCCAUUGAUCAUAAUGUAUUGAUAGUGAGUGUUUUUCAUCAAUUAGAAAUAUUUUCUCUAAUUGUAAUCAUCAAAUCAAAUCUAAUUGGAAAAAACAAGAAAAAAAUUCUCAAACAAUCAACCAUCAAACGCCAACAAUAUAAAAACCAUAUUGUGAACAUUGAUUUAAUUACCUCACGAUAAUGAAGGGGUUUCUCAUCUAAUUAUCUCUAAUUGUGCUGCAAAUCAAUUUAAUCACUAAUUGUAACAUUUUGAUUGCUGAAUUUUUCACUUCAUCAGUAUUUUGUUUUCUCUGCAAUUUGUGUAAAACUUUGCUCUAUAUAUUUUUUAAAUGUAUUAAUUGUAACAAUUAACUCCAACAACAACAACAAAAAAAUGGUGAAAAUCCAAUUAACUCAGUUGAAAAAAAAAUCUCAAUGAACAAAUUUAAUUGUAAUUGAUUGCCAAUGUAAAUAAUUAACGAUUAACGUCAUUCGGAAUCACAAUUGAAAGAUCAUCGAAAUAACUAAAUUUGGUGUUAAUCACAAUUAACGGUACCCACAAAUUAGAUUAACAGUUUCACCCAUUUAAUUAUCAAUUCUGAUGACAACAAAA
Messenger RNA from Panonychus citri (citrus red mite), 2843 nucleotides. RefSeq names its product facilitated trehalose transporter Tret1-like. Bases 540 to 1940 code for a protein of 466 amino acids. Gene Ontology annotation, biological process: carbohydrate transport; transmembrane transport. Gene Ontology annotation, molecular function: sugar transmembrane transporter activity. The record is from RefSeq and is a predicted model, not a curated record. Gene Ontology annotation, cellular component: membrane. Lineage: Eukaryota; Metazoa; Arthropoda; Arachnida; Trombidiformes; Tetranychidae. The transcript has a single exon.